AUGUCGGUAAAUGCUUUGCCUCAAAUGAAAUCCAUUUGGCUGGACGAAGAUGAAGAAGCUGAGAAAUUAUAUGGUAUUCAAGCACAACAAUUAAUGGAUUCUGGUAGCGAUUAUGAUGAAGAAGAUGGAGGAUAUCAUGGAAUUCCUGAUUUAAUGCUAAUUAAUAGCGAUAAACCAAUACUAAAUAAUAAGAAAAAUAUUGAAUUAUCGGGUUUAAAAACAAUCAGUAGUCCAACUAAGUUUCGUUCUCACUCUGAUAAGAAGAGAAGUGCUGCAAACAAUAAAAAAUCAUCUGGUUCUAAGAAAUUUUUCAAAAAAUUAUUCAAUUCAAGUGGAUUUAAACAAGAAUCUAAUAUUAAAAAGAAAAAUAUAUCUACACCUUACCAUUUUCAACAUAUUUCACAUGCAGGUGGUAUGGAUGAUGAUAAUACAAAUGACGAAGAUGAACAAGUGUCAAUUGAAGUUGAAAAAUCAUUUGACCCUAAAGCUAAACAAUUGAGUAGUAUUUUUGUUACAGAAUCUAUCCCUCAACCUAAGCAAGAAGGAUACUCAUUUCAACAACAUCGCCGUCGUCGUAGUAACAGUUCAAAUAUUAAAAGAACAUCUUAUUCGUCAUCUCUUUAUUCUUCUACUACUAGUUCUACCAGAGGUGAUCGUAUCAAAUCAUCUUCUACAAUGGCUACAACAAUUCUAGAUAGGUUUCCAAGCAAUUCGAAAAAUGGAUUAUCAUCUCGUAGCAAUAACAACAGUUUAAAAUCUAAUACCAACAAAAAUUUGUUUAAUGAGACAAUUAGACCAGUGUCAGAAGUUAGUCAAGAAGAUUCAAUGCAAUUUUUGAAAGAUUAUAGUUUCCCAACUUUAUUAGAAGAUAAAUUAAUUAACGAUUUUGAUGGUAAUUCGCUGGCAAUGUCCUUUUUAGAUACUCCAAAGGAAAUUUUGACUCUAAUGCCUCCGCAACAAUUACCUCCGAUGCAUUCUCCUUCUUUAUCUAUUGAUUCUAAGGUUGCUUCCAUUGUAGAUACCCCAUUGACACAAAUUAAAAGAAGAAAUUCUCUACCACUGGCACAUUCUUUAUCAACACCUGAAUUGGAAAAUAUGUUAUUUAAAGAUACAUCACCAAAGAGCGCCAAGCGUAUAUCUCUUGGUGAUGUAAUCAUGUAUUACAACCAAAGUAGUACAUCUACUGAAUCACCAUCUACAUUUGCAUCUCCAAAUUUACACUGA
Molecule: messenger RNA, 1224 nt
Organism: Maudiozyma saulgeensis
Lineage: Eukaryota; Fungi; Ascomycota; Saccharomycetes; Saccharomycetales; Saccharomycetaceae
Source: the annotation of a GenBank genome assembly